CUCAUUGGGGGACGUCUCAAAGCCGUUCGUGACCACAGCCACCAUGACCUCGGAGAGAUAUCUGAACGAUUGUGUAAAGAAGAUCUUGAUCCCCUUUAUCAAUAAUCGUCAUGUACUUUUCUGACCGGACACAGCAACAUGUCAUUCUUCAAAAGUUGUUCAGGAUUACCUGUGGUCGAAAAAAAUCGAUUUUGUUGCAAAAAAGGAAUAUGCUACCUACGUCCCUCAGGCCAGACCAAUUGAAAGAUUUUGGGCAUUAUGCAAGAGAGAAUAUAGUCGUCGAACAAAACCACCCAAAAAGUUGGUAAGAUUCCGUCACAUUUGGACACACACCUCAAAAGUGGUAGCGAGAAAGAGUGGCAAAGCACUUCUUGGGACCGCGAGGCAAAUAAUUCGCCAGAUAGGAAGGAUGGGGGUCUAUGAACCAUAUGAAGCAAAAAAUUGAACGAUAAGGACCUUGUUCUUAACCCCUAAAAGUGUCGUUGGAAUUAAUUAAGUUUUCCGGAUUUUACAGGCAUUUUUCAAAUGUUUCUUUACUUUCCGACCGAACCCUAAUUAAAAGUAUAACAUGCAUAAAAUACCAUUUACUUUUAUAGAAACAGAAUUAUUAUUUAAAAUCCAAGUGGAACUGAAACUGGUUCAACUCGUGCAUUUAGAAUAUUGUGUAGUGAUCUGCUAUGAAACAGGUAUUACGGCAAAAAAACUAUUGAGGACGCAUUAUCUCCAAACUAGUUAAACAGGUCCAAUUAUAUUAUUUUAAACUGAGUUUUUAAAUAUUUCUCAUAUACGUACGACUUUACACGUUGCUGCGAAGUAGAUUCAAAAAUGUUAUCGAUCCUCAAGAUUUCGGCAAUUUCAUUUCUUGUCGGCUUUUACGUAAUCGAGGGAAUCCUGGGUGACACUCACAAUGUUACCAAUUUUCCAAGUUCAUCUACUGAGAAAUCUACCAGCACAAUUUCUUCCAAUCCCACCAAUUUUACAAACCCGAACAAAAUUCUUGGUGGUGACCGUGCACAAGUUGGUCAAUUUCCGCACCAGGUUGCCAUGCUGAAGGGCAGCUUUCAGUUUUGUGGUGGCUCACUCAUUUCGACACGCCAUGUGCUAACUGCAGCGCACUGUACGACAGGUCAGUACGCAGGAGACAUCACUGUACGAGUUGGGUCUAUUAAUUCCCAAUAUGAGGGGGUUGUUAUACAAGUGGCGUAUAUUAUUAUACACCCCCAAUUCAAUCGUGCAAUUACUGAUUACGACCUUUCAAUCCUGGUGUUGCAAGAACCUGUCUUACUCAGCGGUGACAUCACCCCAGUCAGGCUCCCAUCAAUCUUCAAUUCCCGAUUGACCGUGGGAACAGUUUGCCAAGUGUCAGGAUGGGGUGCAACGGAGGACGGAGGACCUACGACCCCACAUCUCAUGUACAUCGAUCUUGCCAUUGUGAGCUGGGAGUACUGCAAAGAAAAGCAUGAAACCCUUACAGAAAACAUGAUAUGCGCUGGAGGAGAGUACAACAUGGAUGCGUGUCAGGGAGAUUCGGGGUCACCCCUCGUACUUAAAUCUGAUUCAUUUAGUAAAGUACAGGUCGGGAUUGUUAGUUGGGGAAAUGGGUGUGGACAAUAUGGUGUGCCUGGUAUUUACACGGACGUUGGGAGGUUUUCUGGUUGGAUUACACAGCAAAUGUUAUCAUCUUAAAAAGAGCUAUGUACAUAUUUACAUAUUUAUUAUGUGAUAUUGAGAGGAACAAACAUAUCGCUGAUCGAUCUGCGUCAGGGUUCGAAAAAACCCAGGGUUUUAAUCAAAAAUUAUAAAACCCAUGGGUUUUAAUGGGUUUUACCAUGUUAAUUGGGUUUUAUUUGGGUUUUAAUGGGUUUUAUUGGGU
Messenger RNA from Folsomia candida, 1873 nucleotides. RefSeq names its product mite allergen Eur m 3. NCBI's taxonomy places the organism in Eukaryota, Metazoa, Arthropoda, Collembola, Entomobryomorpha, Isotomidae. Gene Ontology annotation, biological process: proteolysis. The record is from RefSeq and is a predicted model, not a curated record. The coding region runs from base 826 to 1686 and encodes 286 amino acids. The transcript is spliced from 8 exons. Gene Ontology annotation, molecular function: serine-type endopeptidase activity.